Protopterus annectens (West African lungfish) is the source of this 2746-nucleotide messenger RNA. RefSeq names its product melanophilin (gene MLPH). Gene Ontology annotation, cellular component: cortical actin cytoskeleton. Lineage: Eukaryota; Metazoa; Chordata; Ceratodontiformes; Protopteridae. Gene Ontology annotation, biological process: intracellular protein transport. The transcript has 16 exons. The record is from RefSeq and is a predicted model, not a curated record. Bases 138 to 1976 code for a protein of 612 amino acids. Gene Ontology annotation, molecular function: actin binding; myosin binding; small GTPase binding.
GGCACAUGAUAAGACCUUUUCCCUCUUUGGUUGACUGCUCCGGCUUUUUAUUUAAUUUUUGCUCAUUACUGAAGAGUUAAGCUUGCCAGUACAUCAGAAUAUACCAGAUUCACUGGUAGUGAUUUAGCACUUUCAAAAUGCUUGCUGACAAAAGAAGGAAGCUCGACCUCUCCAAGCUGACAGAUGAAGAGGCUCAACAUGUCUGGCAAGUUAUUCAGCGUGACUUUGACUUGAGACAUAAGGAAGAGGAGCGACUGGGGGAGCUUAAAUGCAAGCUUGAGAAAGAAGGCACUAAGAGAGAGCUGCUGUUAGGUCAAGCCAACUUGAAUGAGACGAACUGUGUUCAUUGUCUGCAGCCAUUCAAGUUCCUGGUGAACAGUAAACGCCAGUGUGUGGACUGCCACUUCUACACCUGCAAAUCAUGCAGCAAGUACAACAAAAGGGAGCAGGGCUGGGUGUGUGACCCCUGCCGUCUCUCAAGGAUUUUGAAGAUUGGUUCACUGGAGUGGUAUCAUGAACAUGUACGGUCCCGUUUCAGGCGCUUUGGCAGUGCAAAGGUUAUGCGCUCUCUUUACACUAGAUUACAGUCUGGAGAAAACAUAUCUCCUUCAUUAUUAGGUCUCAGGAACAGAGUAUUCAGUGUGCCCAACAUCAGUGAGGAGUGUGGGCCUGGCAGAAAAACUGGACUGCAGCAGCGAGCUGAUGAUGAUGGCAGAGAUGAAGAUGAUGGUAGAGAUGUGCUUGAUAAUUCAGAGACACAGCGUUACCUGCUGAUGCGUAGGACAAAGCGGCUGCUGUCCGUUCAUCCAUAUGAUUUUGAAACCGAUUCGGAUUACUCUGCUCAGUCUCGUCGAGCAUCUUUGGUACCUUUUAAUUCCACUAAUGAACAGGAACAUUUACAGCCAUCUUGUCCUGAUUAUACCACGAUGGUUGAAGGUGCAUCUAAGAAGGAAUCCUUGGUUGCUGAAGCAGAUGUCGCUGCUCUGUUCCAACAGAUUCUUCAGGAAAGAGGACAACAAAUGGUUAUGUCAGAGCAGGAGUUUAGCACAGAGGUCCAUGUUUUGGAAAACUCCAGAAGGAAAAGCUUGGAGAAAUCUCCUCAAAUAGGCAGUUCCAGUGGACCUCUAAAACAACCAAGCAAAUCUCAGUAUUAUGCAGACAUGGACACCUCUGAUGAUGAAAUUAGUGCCCCUAAAUUUCCAGUUUAUCAAACUCAUUUCAUAAGACGCAGAAGCCGAAACUCCUCUCAAGAAAAUCUGCACAACUCUGGAAGUCAGAUCUCUGAACUGAACAAGCGUAUGUCUGCUAUAGAACGCCUACUGAACAGACUGGAAGAGAAAAUCUCAUCACCUUCUCGUGAGUCUCCUGUUCUGACAGAUGCAGAUCUGGAAGAGGAGACAUUGCGAAAAAAGCUAGGCGAGUUAGCUGGAAAUAUUAGCGACAAAGAAGUUUCGUCAGAAGAGGAAGUGGUAAAGAAAGAAGAAGAGCAACUAGUAAUGAGCUCUUCAAGUGAUGAAAUGCCAGCAGAUGCACAAAAGGUAUACAUGACAAGCAGCAAAGCUUAUGGGCUAGAGAAAAGGCUGAGGGACCUGGAAGAAUGUGCAAAGAGCCAGAAGAGUGGUACCACUGAUUCCGAACUGUCUGAUCUCGAAGGCAGGGUGGCCUCAACUGUUGCUGAAGUUCAGCAGGCUGAAAGUGAGGUUUCUGAUAUAGAAAGCAGAAUAGCAGCUCUGAGUGCUGCUGGCCUUUCAGUUUCACUAGAUGAAAAGCCUAAUGAGAAAACAGGUGUACAGGGUAUAACUGCACAGCACUUUACAAAAAGAAAGUUUCCUCACUCAUUGGUAAUGCAAGAAAGUGCAGAUUUAUUUGACCGUAACUCCCAGUAUCGAGGAUCGCUUACUCAAAGAACUCCAGUGGGGAAAAAUAAGAGAACAGAUCGUGUGUUUGCGAAACCAGUGAUGACGCAGAGAUCCUGAAGAUGUACAGAAAUGCUGUGUCCACUGAGACAUACAAUGAAUCAUGCCCAGAGAUUUUUUCACUAUAUAAAACCACUUAUUAAGCAUAGGGAUGGUUUAUAUGAUUUUAUGAGCAAUAGGAAAAGCAUAGGCACAGACGCUGUGUUUUCAUUUUACAAUGAAGCCAUCAUAUGAGUUUGUCUAUUAGACUUUGUACAGUAGGUUUUGCGUUGGCACCAUUCUCUCUUGUUAAGUACCAGAGACUCUGAACUCAGUUGUAGAGGCGAUAUGUAUAUACUCUCUUUAAAAUGCUCUUCAUUAUGGCCUGUUUCUUAAGUGGGAUUACUUAUACACUGCUUGUCACUUUAACCAACUGCUAUCUGUAGUAUGCAUUAAGAAAACUGUUAUAAUAGAGAAAUCCAUAUGCAAUUUGCUAUAUGAAUUCUUGGCUACAGUCCAAAGAACAGCACAAAACAAAAGAAAACUACAGGAACUCAGAUGGCUUCUUUGCAGAAUGAUGUGCUGCAAUGAACACUGUCCGUUAAACAUUGUACGUUUUACAUAUGGUACUCUGAUGACAGGUUAGUAAAAGUAAACAGCUCUGUGAGCUCCAGCUUUGAACAGAUACUGUCAAAGCUUGAGUUAUGCUUCAGAAUUUUUUCAGAUGACUGAAAAAUGUUCUUGCUCUUUUUUGUGUUUGGCACUGCAUUCUUUCUCAGUUUAUAAGGAAUGUCAGUAUUUUAGAUCACUGUCAUGAAUUCGUUAAAUAUGACUCCCCUGACUUAAAAGAA